CUGAAUGAGGGCAAUCCCUAUGAAACGUUAUUCUCACUAAUCGGCAAAGCAGUUACGCCUUACUUCAAGUCUUUCAUCAAAGAGAGCGGUCGAGGUGAACGUGACGGUGACAAAUUGGCACCAACAGUUGAAAAGAAUCUCAAUGAGGCUGAGGUUGCCUUGCUACAUCUUCAACAAAACAUUGACAUUCCUGAAAUUAACCUUGUAAUCAAUCCACAUAUCCAAGCUGCAAUUCAGAAAGCUAACAAAGAAGGCAGAAAGGCAAAGGUAUGUGGAUUUUUCAUUUUUUGA
Messenger RNA from Cooperia oncophora, 291 nucleotides. The record is from the annotation of a GenBank genome assembly. NCBI's taxonomy places the organism in Eukaryota, Metazoa, Nematoda, Chromadorea, Rhabditida, Trichostrongylidae.